AUGAGCACUGUGGAAAGUCCCGAGGGGCAGGAACUGCAAAAUCUGGGGAGAGAAGCCUGGGACAACCCUGCUUACAGUGGCCCUCCCUCUCCACAUGGGACGCUGAGGAUCUGCACCAUCUCCAGUGCGGUGCGCCCCCAGCCCCAGCCCAAGAAGCCUGAAGACGGACCCCAGGAGAAGGCACACAGGAUCCUGGUGUCCAGCUGCUGCCUCCAGAUUUUUCGAGGCAUCAGAGGACUUUGGGGAACAACCCUGACGGAGAACACAGCUGAGAACCGAGAACUUUAUGUCAAGACCACCCUGCGGGAGCUUUUGGUGUACAUAGUGUUCCUGGUGGACAUCUGCCUCUUGACCUACGGAAUGACAAGCUCCAGCGCCUAUUACUACACCAAAGUGAUGUCUGAGCUCUUCUUACAUACCUCAUCAGAUACCAGAGUCUCCUUCCAGGCCAUCAGCAGCAUGGCAGACUUCUGGAACUUUGCCCAGGGCCCACUACUGGACAGUUUGUAUUGGACCAAAUGGUACAACAAUCAGAGCCUGGGCCACGGCUCCCACUCCUUCAUCUACUAUGAGAACAUGCUGCUGGGGGUUCCAAGGCUGCGGCAGCUGAGGGUCCGCAAUGACUCCUGUGUGGUACACAAGGACUUCCGCGAGGACAUUUUGAGCUGCUAUGACGUCUACUCUCCGGACAAGGAAGAGCAGCUCCCCUUCGGGCCCCUCAAUGGCACAGCGUGGACAUACCACUCACAGAAUGAACUGGGGGGCUCCUCUCACUGGGGCCAGCUCACAAGCUACAGUGGAGGUGGCUACUACCUGGACCUUCCGGGAUCCCGACAGGGCAGUGCAGAGGCACUCCGGGAACUUCAGGAGGCCCUGUGGCUAGACAGGGGCACUCGGGUGGUUUUCAUCGACUUCUCAGUCUACAAUGCCAACAUCAAUCUUUUCUGUGUUCUGAGACUGGUGGUGGAGUUUCCAGCUACAGGAGGUGCCAUCCCAUCCUGGCAAAUUCGCACAGUUAAGCUGAUUCGCUAUGUCAGCAACUGGGACUUCUUUAUUGUUGGCUGUGAGAUCAUCUUCUGCAUCUUCAUCUUCUACUAUGUGGUGGAGGAGAUCCUGGAGCUCCAUAUCCACCGACUUCGCUACCUCAGCAGCAUCUGGAACAUUCUGGACCUGGUGGUCAUCUUGCUCUCCAUUUUGGCUGUGGGCUUCCACAUAUUCCGGACCCUGGAGGUGAAUCGGCUGAUGGGGAAGCUCCUGCAGCAGCCAAACACGUAUGCUGACUUCGAGUUCCUCGCCUUCUGGCAGACGCAGUACAAUAACAUGAACGCUGUCAACCUGUUCUUUGCCUGGAUCAAGAUCUUCAAGUACAUCAGCUUCAACAAAACCAUGACUCAGCUCUCCUCCACGCUGGCCCGCUGUGCCAAGGACAUCCUGGGCUUCGCUGUCAUGUUCUUCAUUGUUUUUUUCGCCUACGCCCAGCUUGGCUACCUGCUUUUUGGGACCCAAGUGGAAAACUUUAGCACUUUCAUCAAGUGCAUUUUCACUCAGUUCCGGAUCAUCCUUGGGGACUUCGACUACAAUGCUAUCGACAAUGCCAACCGCAUCCUGGGCCCUGCCUACUUUGUCACCUACGUCUUUUUUGUCUUCUUUGUGCUCUUGAAUAUGUUCCUUGCCAUCAUCAAUGACACAUAUUCAGAGGUCAAAGAGGAGUUGGCUGGACAGAAGGAUGAGUUACAGAUUUCUGACCUCCUGAAGCAGGGCUACAACAAGACCCUAAUGAGGCUGCGUCUCAGGAAGGAACAGGUUUCGGAUGUGCAGAAGGUCCUGCAGGGUGGGGAGCAGGAGGUCCAGUUUGAGGAUUUCACCAACACCUUAAGGGAACUGGGGCACGCAGAGCAUGAGAUCACUGAGCUCACAGCCACCUUCACCAGGUUUGACCAAGAUGGGAAUCGUGUCCUAGAUGAGAAGGAGCAGGAACAAAUGCGACAGGACCUGGAAGAGCAGAGGGUGGCCCUCAAUGCUGAGAUUGAGAACCUGGGCCGAUCCAUUGUGAAGAAUCCACCAGGCAAGUCGGGUCCAGAGGCUACUGGAGCAGGUGGCUGGGUUUCCGGAGAAGAAUUCUACAUACUCACAAGGAGAGUUCUGCAGCUGGAGACUGUCCUGGAAGGAGUCAUGGCCCAGGUUGAUGCUGUGGGCUCAAAGCUAAAAAUGCUGGAGAGGAAGGGACAGCUGGCUCCCUCCCCAGGCAGGGUAAGGGGAACAGGCAUUGGGGACCACCUGCAGCCAGCCUCAGCCAUGACUCCAGCCCCCUGGGGAUUCCAGGGUGGGCAGAACAGUGGUUGCGGAGGGGUCCUAAAGCACAAGACAGCAGGCCUCUCUCUCACUGCCUCCCCAGAGGCCCCCUCUGCAUGUACCCUCCACUUCUAG
Phyllostomus hastatus (greater spear-nosed bat) is the source of this 2427-nucleotide messenger RNA. It is a transcript of the gene PKD2L1, whose product is annotated as polycystin 2 like 1, transient receptor potential cation channel. The record is from RefSeq and is a predicted model, not a curated record. Gene Ontology annotation, biological process: potassium ion transmembrane transport; detection of mechanical stimulus. Lineage: Eukaryota; Metazoa; Chordata; Mammalia; Chiroptera; Phyllostomidae. Gene Ontology annotation, cellular component: membrane. Gene Ontology annotation, molecular function: calcium channel activity; calcium ion binding; calcium-activated potassium channel activity. The coding region runs from base 1 to 2427 and encodes 808 amino acids. The transcript is spliced from 15 exons.